GAUGACAAGACCCAGCACUUCUUCAAUCAGACGGUCACCGACCUCCCCUUCUUCCUCACUCUCGAGCCGACUGAGUGUUCCCCGACGUCUUGUCGUCACCGCUCCUCUGCACAUUUCGAUGUGAUGGAGACGGGGUACGACUUCAUUCUCGACACUCAGUGGUCUCGUCGGUUCUGCAGCACCGAGGCCGAUUGGGCGACCAACACUCUCGUUCUCAAAACAAAGUGUGGACAGACGUAUCGCGUACCUUUCAUAGGUACCACGACGACACCACGCCCCGAUCCUCCUCCCCCGGAGCCUUCAGUGCCCACACCAUUUCCCUCUAUCACUAUCACCUCGCCUCGGCAGUUCGCUCACUUCAUUCGACAGGACGACGUCACCUUUUUUAUGGUGGACGUGACGGAUCUCUUACAUUAUGAUCCACUCUGUCCCGACGCCGAGCUCAUCCCUCUGGAGCCAGAUCCUCCCUCUAUCUCCAUGGCUCCCAUCUCUACUUUCGUCCCCCCGCUGUCCGUCGAGUCCACCCCGCCGUCGCGCGCUGAUGCUGAUGCUGAGGAACUCGCACGAUAUACGGUUGACUUGGAGCCCGCAGUUCGUGACCUCAUCCGAGAGUACCACGACGUUUUCCCAUCGUCGUUCUCGUACGCCGGAAUCCCACCGAUGCGUGACGUCGAGCACUCCAUUCAGCUCGUGCCUGACUAUCGUGUUCACCACCAGGCACCCUGCAGACUCUCGAUCCCCGAGGCCACCGAACUCAAGCGUCAGCUUGAGGAGCUCCUGAGACUGGGUUUCAUUAAACCCAGCAACUCCCCGUGGGGUGCACCCGUCCUCUUUGCUCGCAAAUCGGAUGGAAAUCUUCGUCUCUGCAUCGACUACCGCGGCCUCAACCGCUACACGGUUAAGAACARCUACCCCAUGCCUCGUUCCGAUGAGCUGUUCGACCACCUAGCAGGCAACCGCUUCUUUACGAAGAUUGAUCUUCAUAGCGGUUACCAUCAGAUCCGCGUCGCUGCAGCCGACCAGCCGAAGACCGCGUUCCGAUCGCGAUUCGGCCACUACGAGUUCACGGUGAUGCCAUUCGGCCUCACCAACGCACCCGCUACCUUUCAGAUUGCGAUGAACGACAUCUUCAGGGACAUCCUGGAGCAUGCACGUGAGGUCGCCGACAUCGUAUUUGACCGAGUCGUGCGUGACCACGGGUUACCUCUGAGCAUCAUAUCUGACCGUGACCCGCGCUUUACCAGCCGAUUCUGGCGACGGCUCCACGAGGUGUACGACACUCAGCUCCGCUUCUCCUCGUCUUACCAUCCUCAGACUGAUGGUCAGACCGAGAUCACGAACAGGACUCUCGGGGAUAUUCUCCGAAAGAUUGUUCGUGACGACCAGCAGUGGGAUCUCCAUCUUGCCCACGCGGAGAUAACCUACAACCACGCCGUCUCGCCAGCCACGGGGAUGUUGCCUUACUAUUGCGACCUCGGCUAUCACCCGUGUGUUCCCGUGGACUUCCUUCGACCGUCCCAGAUGCACCCCGACACGAGUUGUCCCACGCUGGAUGAUUGGGUUGCACACAUGACGUCGAUUAUGAAGACCGCACAUGAGCACAUAGCCGCUUCCCAGACUCGCAUGGCAGCACGUGCGAACCGAUCGAGGAUGGAUCACCCAUUCAAGGUCGGUGAUGAUGUGCUUAUCGAUGCCCGUCACUUACAGCUCGAAGCGGACACGCUUCGCAAGUUUCGGCGUCGCUUCUUUGGCCCAUGCCGCAUCCUCCAGGCCGUCGGUUCUGAUACGGCAUCUAGCCCGGUCAGCUUUCGUGUGAAGCUGCCCGACUACCUACGCCAGACUCGUGUGCAUGAUGUCUACCACAUCUCGUUACUGCGUCCUUACCGCAGACCGUCUGAGCGUUUCGCUGGACGACCAUACGAGCGCCCUCCACCCAUCAUGGUGGACGGCCACGAGGAGUUCCUCGUUUCAGACAUCAUUGGUCGCCGAGUCACCGACAACAACCCUCCCCACGUCGAAUAUCUUGUACGUUGGAAGGGUUACCCUGAUGAGGAGGCUACCUGGGAGCCCCUCGAGCACUUGGAGCAUGCUCGCAUGUUGGAGCGUGCCUAUGACCGUGCUCGUCGUGCUGGGUUCACUGCUCCUCCUCAGCCCACUGACCCUCCUCCUUCUCCUCCGGCUGAGGAGACCGCUGAAGUUGAGCCUGCUCCAUCUGAGGCAGACCUUCAGCAGCAGCCGGAUGCUUCUGAGCGUCCACAGCGCACUCGUCGUCGUCCUGCUCGAUACGACGAUUGACUCUGACUUACCUUCCCACGUCUUUGACUUCUCAGUACUCCAUCCACAUCARUUUUGCUACUUCAG
Chara braunii is the source of this 2361-nucleotide messenger RNA. Lineage: Eukaryota; Viridiplantae; Streptophyta; Charophyceae; Charales; Characeae. The record is from the annotation of a GenBank genome assembly.